AUGGCACAGCCUCUGGGUCUUACGGCAACGGAUAUUGAAUUUGGGGAGGCCACCCCGGAGCAGCGAGAGGUCUCCUGGACCCUUUGCGCCAAAAGCUGGGCGGACCCCAUUUCCGCUGAUGAUUACAUAGAACGGGAACGGCACAUGGCGAACCAUGAGCUCAACCGCGAUGGUGGAUGCCAGUACUGGGUUCUCUUCCUUAAAGGGUACCCGAAACAAAUCAUCGCCAGCUGCGAAACGACUCGCAAGCCGGUGCUCAUUGCUGACAGUCAAGGGCGCCCAGCCCGCAAGGGCUGCGGAUACUCGGUCACCAAUGCCUACACGAACCCAUCGUACCGGAGACAAGGUAUGGCGGCCUUUCUCUUGCGCCGGGUAAAGGAGCAGAUGGAUACCGACGGCGACUUCAGCGUGUUGUACAGCGACAGUGGGCGAAGUUACUAUACCGGCUUAGGCUGGGCCCCGUUCGCGAGUCGACAGGCGACCCUCACCAUCCUCCCAUCGCCUCCAUCGGCGGCGUCCAGAUCUCGGAGCAGUUCCCUCACGGCCUCCGAAACUCAUUCCUUGCGGACCUCGGAUCUUCCGGAACUCUGCGCGCAAGACUGUGAUCACCUUACAAAAGCCUUCGACGCCCUCCCGCUUUGCAACAAGACUUAUAUCGCUGUGCUCCCGACGCACGCCCAAAUCACAUGGCACCUGGCCCGGGCAGAAUUUGACGCCCGCAAGAUUCUCAACCUUAACACCGCCAACGGUGCCAUCGCCAAUCCCGCGCUCGCUAUUGGUGCCAUCACACCCGCCCGCUCCGCUUGGAUUUACUGGUCGCACGACUGGCGCAACAAACGGUUACGGGUCCUGCGCAUCGCGCGGGCGGGCCUAGACAACGGGGGUGCCUCGGCCGAGGAGCGGGUCGUGGCGAUCGCGGCGCUGCUCGGGGCAGCUGUGGAUGAAGCACGCCGAUGGGGGUUGAGCAAGGUGGUGGUCUGGAACCCGGAAGAAGAGGUGCGAUCUGGGUGCAAAUGGACGGGCAACGCACAACCGCACGGCGUGAAAGUGGUGUUUGAGGAACGGGUCGAGGGGCUGGUGCCGAUGCUGAGGUGGAAGGAGGGGCAAGGGGUGAUGGGGGUGAAGUGGGAGCGGAAUGAUGCGUAUUGCUGGUGUUGA
Molecule: messenger RNA, 1158 nt
Organism: Dichotomopilus funicola
Lineage: Eukaryota; Fungi; Ascomycota; Sordariomycetes; Sordariales; Chaetomiaceae
Exons: 1
Coding region: 1-1158 (385 amino acids)
Source: RefSeq, a predicted model, not a curated record